AUGGAGUUCGAGCAGCGCAUCAAAGCGUACCGUUUCGUGGCCUACUCGGCUGUCGCCUUCUCGGUGGUCGCCGUUCUUUCGGUGUGCAUCACGCUGCCAAUGGUGCACAACUACGUCCACCAUGUCAAGAGAACUAUGCAUCAGGAGGUUCAGUUCUGCCGUGUAAGUCCUUACCAACAAAAUCCUCACUUUCACCAUUCCUUCUCAGGGAUCUGCCAAGGACAUCUGGACCGAGGUGAACGAGCUGAAGAGCAUCCAACACGCGAACAGAACCGCUCGUCAGUCGGGAUACGAUGCCGGAGUGAACGGAGGAUCCGCCACUUCUGGAGGAUGCGACGCUUGCUGCCUGCCAGGAGCUGCUGGACCAGCCGGAACUCCAGGAAAGCCAGGACGUCCAGGAAAGCCAGGAGCGCCAGGACUGCCAGGAAACCCGGGACGUCCACCACAGCAGCCAUGCGACCCAGUCACCCCACCACCAUGCCAGCCAUGCCCACAAGGACCACCUGGACCACCAGGACCACCAGGAGCACCAGGAGAUGCUGGAUCCAACGGAAACCCAGGAUCGCCAGGACAAGACGGAGCUCCAGGAGCGCCAGGAAACAAGGGACCAUCUGGACCGAACGGAAACCCAGGAGCUCCAGGAGCCCCAGGACAGCCAGGACAAGACGCUCCAUCGGAGCCAAUCACUCCAGGAGCACCAGGACCACAGGGAGCCCCAGGACCACAAGGACCACCAGGAGCCCCAGGACAGCCAGGACGCGACGGACAGCCAGGAGCUCCAGGACCGAAGGGACCAAAUGGAAACCCAGGACAGCCGGGAGCCGAUGGAAAUCCGGGAGCCCCAGGACAAUCCGGAACUCCAGGAGGGGCCGGAGAGAAAGGAAUCUGCCCCAAGUACUGCGCCAUCGACGGAGGAGUCUUCUUCGAGGACGGAACUCGCCGUUAA
Molecule: messenger RNA, 946 nt
Organism: Caenorhabditis sp. 36 PRJEB53466
Lineage: Eukaryota; Metazoa; Nematoda; Chromadorea; Rhabditida; Rhabditidae
Source: the annotation of a GenBank genome assembly